This is a messenger RNA of Xiphias gladius (swordfish), 2732 nucleotides long. It is a transcript of the gene nr2f5, whose product is annotated as nuclear receptor subfamily 2, group F, member 5. The coding region runs from base 371 to 1585 and encodes 404 amino acids. Gene Ontology annotation, molecular function: nuclear receptor activity; zinc ion binding; RNA polymerase II cis-regulatory region sequence-specific DNA binding. Gene Ontology annotation, biological process: anatomical structure development; cell differentiation; regulation of transcription by RNA polymerase II. The transcript has 4 exons. Lineage: Eukaryota; Metazoa; Chordata; Actinopteri; Istiophoriformes; Xiphiidae. The record is from RefSeq and is a predicted model, not a curated record.
AUUGGACUGACUUUUCCAAGACGUUAGACUCUGAAGAACAACGUGUUUAUGGAUCGCUGCGCAGCGAGGAGCACCGGGAGUUGUAGGCUACGCUCUUAUGCAUCGAUCAUGUUGAUACCUCGCCGUUGCUGUAAACUUUGAUAGAUGUUUAAAGAAGGAACUCAGUGAUAUACGAAAAACAAACAGCCCGACCCGAUUUAAAUAAAUAAGCUCAGAUAAACACAGAUUGACCUCUGGAGGAAGUGGGAAGCGCCUUAUUCGCCCUUCCUCGUUUUCUUUUUUUCUCUCCAAGACGUCAGGACGGAUCUCUAUCACUCAGUCUCACUCUCCUUCUGUGAUUUAAACAAAGACCAAAGUGUUUGGGGAUAGCAUGGCAAUGGUAGUAAACCAGUGGCCAGAGAACAUUUCUGCAGAUCCGGGGUCUCAGCUCCAGAUUUGCGGCCAGGAGCCCGGCGGGGCACCGGGGACACCCAACGGUUCCACCCCGGGGAACGACGCACUUUCCGGGGACAAGAUCCCCAACGUGGACUGCAUGGUGUGCGGGGACAAGUCCAGUGGGAAGCAUUACGGCCAGUUCACCUGCGAGGGAUGCAAAAGCUUCUUUAAGCGCUCGGUGAGGCGGAACCUCACGUACACCUGCCGGGGGAACCGAGACUGUCCCAUCGACCAGCACCACCGGAACCAGUGUCAGUACUGCCGCCUGAAGAAGUGCCUCAAAGUCGGCAUGAGGAGGGAAGCUGUACAACGAGGGCGCACAUCAAACUCCCAGAGCAGCCCAGGACAGUACCUGACCAAUGGCACUGACCCGUACAACGGCCAACCCUACCUGUCCGGUUUCAUUUCUCUGCUGCUGCGCGCCGAGCCCUACCCCACAUCUCGCUACGGGGCCCAGUGCAUGCAGGGAAACAACCUGAUGGGCAUCGAGAACAUCUGUGAACUGGCGGCCAGGCUGCUGUUCAGUGCCGUAGAGUGGGCCAAGAACAUCCCUUUCUUCCCCGACCUGCAGCUCAUGGAUCAGGUGGCGCUGCUGCGCAUGUCAUGGAGCGAGCUCUUCGUCCUCAAUGCAGCCCAGUGCUCCAUGCCGCUUCACGUGGCCCCCCUGCUCGCAGCGGCCGGCCUGCACGCCUCGCCCAUGUCGGCAGAGCGCGUGGUGGCCUUCAUGGACCACAUCCGCGUCUUCCAAGAGCAGGUGGAGAAGCUGAAGGCCCUGCAGGUCGACACGGCUGAAUAUUCCUGCCUCAAGUCCAUCGUGCUCUUCACAUCUGAUGCUAUGGGGCUGUCAGACAUCGCCCACGUGGAGAGCAUCCAGGAGAAGUCUCAGUGCGCCCUGGAGGAGUACGUAAGGAACCAGUACCCCAGCCAGCCAAACCGCUUCGGACGCCUCCUCCUCCGCCUGCCCUCCCUGCGCAUCGUCUCCUCUCCAGUCAUCGAGCAGCUGUUUUUCGUGCGCCUGGUAGGCAAGACACCCAUCGAGACGCUGCUUCGCGACAUGCUGCUCUCUGGCUCCAGCUACAACUGGCCCUACAUGCCCACCGUGCAGCGCGAGCGACCCAUCUCUCUCCACUACAAUGAGAACGGGCCAUGAGGUGGAGAGACAGACCGAGGAGAAGCUGCAGGACAAAUUCAGGCUGAACUUCCAUCUGAUUAUUCAUCCAUCCAUCUUUACUUCUCUUCAUUCUCUGCAUUCAACUUCUCAGCUUUCCCGCAGGAGGCGCCUUCCCCACCAUUCCACUCAAAAAUCCGUACUGACGGUACAAUCUGCUACUGUCCCAGCUACACAAGCCAGCCAAUCAUUCACCAUGACCACUGCAGAAACUUGGAUGCCCACUGCAGUCCCUCACCUGACGGUUUAGUCUACAUUUGAGAUGUGGCAUGAGAUGGACAGGUUGGUAGAACGGGUUAUUGCACAGUUCACCAGCGGGUCUGUAAAAGACAGCAAAAGACAAAACAUUUGCUCUGUUGUUGAUGCUGUACGCAAGCAUCCCAGUAUGGCGAAUACUGAGCAAGGGCUUUGCUAAUGGAACUCUACAACCAAGAGCACAAGGCCCGGUUGUAUAUUUAGCAAAUUUUUGAAAAGAAAACCAGAAGCCAUUAAAAGAAGACAAAUGCCAAAAUGUCUUGGACUUUUGCAGAGGACAUGUUUUAUUGUGUGUGUUUGUAUUAGCACUGUUUAUAUGGAGAGAAAAUUCAUGAUUGUGUCCAUAUGUACAGUAUAUCGUUGAUUCAUAGGCAUCUAUAGCAUAUUAGGGUUCAAUGGGAAAAGCUCAGGUUCAAAGGGUGGGUAGACAGACAGACAUGCCAAUAUCAGUACGAGUACAAAAAGACAAACCCAGCAAAAUUUACACUUAUCAGCAGCCUGUGCCAAAGCUGAAAUAUGCAUAUUGUUUGGAUUAUUUUUGCGGUAGUGUUGGUGAUUAAAAUUUCAUGUUUGGUUUGUCUAUAAUUUGACUAUAUACUAGUUUUUGGGUCUCAGGGGGAGAGAAGGAGUUUGUAAAAAAUAAAUUCAAAUAAAAGCUUAGGCACUUGCUUUGUAGUCAGAACCAACACUUAUUCACUCCUGUAAUAUCACAGCACUGGUAGAUUCUUGCUACCCUUACUUCAUUUGAUCGAUCUACCUUUUUACUUAUUCAAAAAGCCCAUUAUAAUUCUAUCUCCUUACACGAUGUUACUGCAGGAGUGUAACAACGCAUCCUCAUCAUUGUUUAUUAGUCACGAUUGUCAAUAUCGGACCU